Messenger RNA from Thalassophryne amazonica, 3150 nucleotides. RefSeq names its product SLIT and NTRK-like family, member 6 (gene slitrk6). Gene Ontology annotation, biological process: positive regulation of synapse assembly; axonogenesis; regulation of presynapse assembly. Gene Ontology annotation, molecular function: protein binding. Lineage: Eukaryota; Metazoa; Chordata; Actinopteri; Batrachoidiformes; Batrachoididae. Gene Ontology annotation, cellular component: membrane. Bases 476 to 3010 code for a protein of 844 amino acids. The record is from RefSeq and is a predicted model, not a curated record. The transcript is spliced from 2 exons.
ACACCGCAGAUUGGUUCACUUUCACAGGACGCGCUGCGCAAAAGAGGACCCACAGUGCGCGCUUUGGCAACCUUGAGUUGAUUGGUCCAGGAAGAAACUCCAUCCACACUGGACAUUUUUUCAUGAGAUAAAUUAAUAUUAUUUGUGUCCAGCUUUGAUGCUGAAACUUAAUGUUAAUUAAUUCCGAGGACAGCGCGCAUCCCGGGACUGGAGGGAGAAAUGCUCCGCGCUCUCAACGCGCAAACGAAUAAUUCAGUCUGUGCGUGACAGACGCGCCAGAGGACGAGCGUGGACUGACAGACGCUGCCUGCGAACUUUGUUGUUUUAAGGGUCCCCGUGGAAGUGGGGAGAAAGUGAUCGCGGAGAUUCCACCUCUCCAAUGCGUCCGUUCUGCCCUUCUCAUGGACUGAGCGCGGGGACGAUCGGGAUUACAUCCCCCGUUUUUUACCACUUCUAGUCGAUACAUCAAACAGAAAUGCUGCUUUGUAUGAUUUUCAUCUGCUUGUUUCUCCCUGUGGCCACAUCCCAAGAUAUCCAUCCCUCAGAGGCAUCAUCCUCUAUCAGUGAGUCUUGUGACUCCUUGUGCUCCUGUGAAAGGAAAGACAACGUUCUCUAUCUUAACUGUGAACAGAGAAACAUCAGCAAAAUCUCCCAAAUCAGAGUCCCUCAAGGUGUGCCAUUCCACCUGAACCUUUACAAUAACUUGCUGGUUGAGCUCCGUGCUGAAGAAAUGGAAGGGUUUAAGAAUGCCUUGUCGCUGCAUCUUGGGAGUAAUAGCAUACAAGAGUUGGAACCGGGAGUCUUCAGCACUCUCAGUUCACUGAAAAAGCUGCACAUAAAUAGUAAUUUCCUUGUCACUUUAAAAGAAGACACCUUUCAAGGUCUAGUAAAUUUGGAGUUUCUUCAAGCUGACACGAAUUUCAUUCGGGUCAUUGAGCCAGGGGCCUUCAACAAACUGAUUCGCCUCAAGGUACUCAUCCUGAAUGAUAAUUCCAUUGAGUUUUUACCAAGCAACAUUUUCCGGUUUGUGCCCCUUACCCACUUGGACUUGCGAGGAAACAAGCUGCAGACAUUGCCAUUUGUUGGGUUUUUGGAGCACAUUGGUCGUAUAAUGGAGCUUCUCUUGGAGGAUAACGUCUGGGUCUGUGAUUGUGAUAUUUUACAUUUAAAAAUUUGGAUGGAGAACAUGAGAGCCCAGUCAGCUAUUGGGGAUGUGGUUUGUAACAGUCCGGCACAUCUCAAAGGGACCAUACUGGCUAAAGUCAAGCGGGAUGUUCUCUGCCCAUCCCAUGCAGAUAUUAACCUCGAGGAGCCAUCAAAGUCUCUAGACAUGGUUGUUACACCAUCAUCCAAAGUUUCUCAGAAUCCUAAGAUGAUCAAUGCCAAAGAUGAUGCCAAGAUCCCGACACCAUCUUACAUUCCGGGCAGUCCUUGUGUGGAUCACUGUUCUUGUCACAAUCACCCAGUGGCUGGCUUUUUGAUGCAUUGUCAAGACAGAGGGAUUCAAAAGGUUUCAGAUAUUGGAAUACUUCAGCAGAGUCCCACAAAACUGGUCAUGACAGGAAAUAUGAUACAGAAGCUAUUGAAAUAUGACUUUGUCACCUACGAUAGUUUAGAACUGCUGAACUUGGCAAACAACAGAAUUGAUUACAUUGACAAUGAAACUUUCCUAAGCUUGAGCAGUUUGAAAAAGCUCUAUUUGAAUGGCAACAAAAUGGAGAAACUGGGAUCCACCAUGUUUGUAGGACUCCACAAUCUUGAGUACCUGUAUCUUGAAUACAACCUCAUCAAAGAGAUUGCUCCGGGCACGUUUAAUCCCUUGCCCAACCUGAAAUUGCUGUCAUUAAACAACAACUUACUCAGCUCUCUUCCAUCACAGAUUUUUCGCAAUGUGCCUCUCGCCAAAUUAAACCUAAGGAAAAAUCUGUUUAUGCACUUGCCAGUGAGCAACGUGCUCGAUCAACUCGACUCACUCGAGCAGAUUUAUUUAGAAGACAACCUGUGGGACUGCAGCUGCGACUUGCUUAGUCUGAAACAAUGGGUGGAAAAACUCAGAAAGGACACAGUGGUGGGCUCCAUUUUGUGUCACACCCCAAAGAAAGUGGUGCAAGCAGACCUGAGGAGCCUUCGUCAUGAACUGCUCUGCCCCGGAUUAGUCACCUUUUACUCCGUGCCCCCAGAUGAGGAGAGCAUGACAGUGACUCUAAGUCCUGAGAGCCUCAACAAGGGUCUGUUCAGCUCGCUCAUGGAUACUGUCCCACUCUCUGUUCUCAUCUUAAGCCUCCUCAUUUUUGUCCUCAUGAUUAUAUUCUGCUCAGCUGGGUUGGUGGUAUUUGUGGUGCACCGGCGGCGCAGGAGAGCAAAAAAAAAAGCAGCAGAGGAGCAACCAAGAGAAAACACAAGCAGCAGUCCCAUUCAUUUACACUACAGCAUGUACGGACAGAAAACGACGCACCACACCCUUACACAAAGAGCAGGGUCGGCCACUUUGUAUGAAGAGAGAUCACAUAGUCCUAUCGUGCAGAUAUGCCGCAACCCAACCUACUGUGCCCAGCACAAGGAACAUGACCCAGACUUGGAUUAUGGCCUUGAUGAGCCCAAAAUCAAGCAUCACACCUGCCGGAGUAUCAUGGAGAAGGAGAAUACUUCCCCACUAACAGGAAACCCUAACAUGAUGUUCAGGCCCAUGACUGGAGAGUGUCCCACAGAGUUUGUCACUCUCAGGAACCCCAACUCUUUGUACAGAAAUAUUCUGGAGAGGGAGAAGGAACUGCAGCAGCUUGGGAUAACCGAGUACCUUCGGAAAAACAUGCCCCAGUUGCAGUCAGCUGUGGAAAUGCAGGUUCCAGGUCACCCGGAGGAACUGAAGUUAAUGGAGACAAUUAUGUACUCAAGACCACGCAAGGUCAUGCUUGAGCAAACUAAGAAUGAGUACUUUGAGCUAAAGGCUAACUUACACGCAGAACCGGACUACUUGGAGGUUCUGGAGCACCAGUCUGCAUUUAACUGAAUAGAAAACACGCAUAAAUUAUGUUUUGAAGCAAGUGCCUUGUCCACUUUGCCCUGUUUUGCUUUCAACAGUGUCAAUUCUAUAUACUGUAAUAGGCACAUCACUUUAAAAGAAAACACCUUUAUAAUUGUUCAAGCAGA